Oncorhynchus keta (chum salmon) is the source of this 588-nucleotide messenger RNA. RefSeq lists its product as uncharacterized. Lineage: Eukaryota; Metazoa; Chordata; Actinopteri; Salmoniformes; Salmonidae. Gene Ontology annotation, molecular function: calcium ion binding. The transcript has 5 exons. The record is from RefSeq and is a predicted model, not a curated record. The coding region runs from base 1 to 588 and encodes 195 amino acids.
AUGGGACGCGCUGCCUCUCUACCCUGCAGGAGAGGAACCACCUAUGUCACAGAGCUCUAUGAGUGGUUAAGAACAUUUAUGAAUGAGUGCCCUAGUGGACUGAUCACUCUGCAUGAGUUCCGGAGACACUUCUGUAAGGGUACUGUGGGCAAUGAGUCAGCUGAGUAUGCGGAGCAGAUAUUCCGUACCUUGGAUAAUAAUGGGGAUGGGGUUGUUGACUUCCGGGAGUAUGUGAAAGCCAUCAGUAUGCUGAUUGAAGGUACCCCAGUGGAGAAACUACGCUGGUCCUUUAAACUCUACGAUAAAGACAAAGAUGGAGCCAUAUCACGCAGGGAGAUGCUGGAGAUCAUGCAGGCUGUGUACAAGAUGAGCGUGGCAGCCUCACUCACCAAGCCUAACCCGCUUACAGCUGAGGAGUGCACCAACAGGAUAUUUGCAAGAUUGGAUAAAGACAACAAUGCCAUCAUAAGCCUGGAGGAGUUCAUCGAGGGGGCCCUGGAUGAUGAGUGGAUAAGGGAAAUGCUGGAGUGUGACCCCAACAUUGUGAAGGUUGAGAGGCCCCCCAAGGGCCACAUCUUGCUUCAUUAA